This is a messenger RNA of Leptinotarsa decemlineata (Colorado potato beetle), 1192 nucleotides long. RefSeq lists its product as uncharacterized. NCBI's taxonomy places the organism in Eukaryota, Metazoa, Arthropoda, Insecta, Coleoptera, Chrysomelidae. The record is from RefSeq and is a predicted model, not a curated record.
UUUUAAAUUAAUUUAAGUGCUGAUCUGAAAUGCCUCGAAAGUGUGUGAAUUCUGUCGAUAGCUUUUGCUAUAUAUGUGGUGAAAUAACAUUUAAGGCUCAGAAACGUAAAAUGACACCUAUCGUUAAGACAGCCUAUGAACAUUAUUUUGGUGUGAAAGUUGGGGACCAAGAUAAAUCAUGGGCUCCUCAUAUAUGUUGUAAUUCUUGUUCCGUCAUAUUGCGAGAGUGGCUGAAAAAUAAAAACCGGGCAAUGGCUUUUGCAGUACCUAUGGUUUGGCGUGAGCCUACCAAUCAUACAGACGACUGUUAUUUCUGCUUAACUCCUCCCAUUAAGCAAGGUUUAUCUAUGAAGAAAAGAGGAACGGUUAAAUACCCUAAUCUCCCAUCUGCUCUUCGGCCUGUACCACACUCAGACAAUUUGCCAGUCCCUUCUCCACCCCAAAACUAUGAAAUUUUAGAGGAAGGUGAUGAAGACUGUUUAGAAGGAGCAACCCAUCCUUCUACAUACUAUGACCCUGAUUUUGAGGUAAGCGAUAGGUCUAGUGAUCCGCACAGAAUUAGUCAAGCAGAGUUGAGUGAUCUUAUAAGAGAUCUUCGCUUGUCUAAGGAAAAGGCUGAGCUGUUAGGGUCAAGACUACAACAGUGGAAUCUUCUAAAACAUGAUGUGAAAAUAUCUCAUGGACCAGGAAGGACAAGCUUUUAAGUACUUGAGAGCAAAGUUUCCCAGGUUGAGUGAUGCUAAAGUCAAGGAAGGCAUCUUUAUUGGGCCUCAAAUCCGUGAAAUCGUAAAUGAUCCUGCUUUUGACAUGAUUUUAACAGGAAAUGAAAAAAGAGCCUGGGAAGCCUUUAAGGGGGUUGUACAUGGGUUUUAGGUAACAAAAGAGAUGAUAACUUCACAGCAUUGGUUAAAGAGCUUCUUCAAGCUUACCACCAACUUGGAUGCAACAUGUCCUUAAAAAUUCAUUUUCUUCACUCUCAUCUUAAUUUCUUCUCACAAAACUGUGGAGCUGUGAGUGACGAACAUGGAGAAAGAUUCCAUCAAGACAUUGCCUUAAUGGAACAGAGAUAUCAGGGCCGUUGGAAUGAAGCAAUGCUUGCAGACUACUGCUGGUCUGUGUGUAGGGAUGCUCCAGAAGUGUUUUAUAAAAGACAAGCUAAACGAAAGCGAUCUUACAAUGAAUCGGAUGGACU